AUGAGUACAACGCAGCGGAGCGAGAGCAUGAAUGCCUUUUUUGAUGGGUAUGUUCAUGCUAAGACGAACUUGAAGGAGUUUGUCGAUCAGUUUGAUAACGCAUUAAAAAAAAUUGAGAAUGAAAAUGCUGCGGACUUCCACUCAUUUAGUGUCACAAUCCCCUGCAUAUCUAAAUCUCCAAUUGAGAAAAAGUUUCAAGAUUUGUACACUAAUUCUAAAUUCAAGGAAGUACAACAGCAAGUGACCGGUAUGAUUGAUAUGAAUCCUAAGUUAUAUAAGGAUGGUGGUGCAGUAAAGACCUAUAUGGUAAAGGAUGAAAUCCAUAUGGCAGACUUUGCUAAGCUGGUUAUGUAUUAUGUGGAGUUUUGUGAAAAAGAUUCAUCUACUCAGUGUUCUUGUGGAUUAUUCCAGAUGAGGGGGAUAUUAUGUAGGCAUCUUUUGUCUGUUUUUAGAUUGCACGAGAUUACAAUUUUGUCAGAUAUGUACAUUUUAGAUCGAUGGAGAAAGGAUAUCAGGAGGCGAUACACGUUGAUCCACAGUAGCUUUGAUGCAGGGGAACAACGGGCAUAUUCUAAUAGACAUUCAGAGUUGUUGAAUAUCUGUUAUCAGAUGAUUACUCUUGUCGCGGGUACGAAAGAGCAUACUCAGGACGCAAAAGCUAAGUUAUUUGCAAUGAUUGACUUGUAUCGUGCCAACCAAGAAUUCUCAUCCAUGACUCAAACGGGUUCCAAUGUUCCAAUAUCAGCAGGGGCACAAGUACUGUUGGGGGUUCUGGGCAAAUACGCAGUCCACAUGUUAUGCGUGGGAAAGGUACCUCCAUCUCUAAGGAGAGCAUCCAGGAUGGAGAAGGAUAUGCGGAAAGUUAAAGCGAAAGCAAAGAAAGCUCAAGAAAAAGGGAAACGCAAAGAGCGACAUGAAGGAGAUACACCCAUCUUGGACACAAAAAGAUCUUUAUUUGGCGAUUCAGAGAUGGAUAUAUCAUUUGCUGGACAUGUGCAGGCUGUUCCAGGAAGCACACCUUUUGACCCAAGUGGAACUCAGGUCCGAGAAACAAUGGUUCAGAGUCAAGAAAGUGAUGUUAUACUCAAGUGUUGUUUGAUGUCCAAAACCAAUGAUGUGCAGGGUAGACGAUUUGGUGUGCAGGACGUUAGUUGGCCAUUCUGGGUAGACGCAAAGAGGACGUGUUUUGAUGGGAUGUUGUUGCCGUGA
Molecule: messenger RNA, 1209 nt
Organism: Carya illinoinensis
Lineage: Eukaryota; Viridiplantae; Streptophyta; Magnoliopsida; Fagales; Juglandaceae
Product: protein FAR-RED ELONGATED HYPOCOTYL 3-like
Exons: 5
Coding region: 1-1209 (402 amino acids)
Molecular function (GO): zinc ion binding
Source: RefSeq, a predicted model, not a curated record